Messenger RNA from Salvelinus sp. IW2-2015, 2617 nucleotides. The record is from RefSeq and is a predicted model, not a curated record. Lineage: Eukaryota; Metazoa; Chordata; Actinopteri; Salmoniformes; Salmonidae.
GGAGAGAGUGUGAGGAUUCGGUGUUUCGUCGUACAUGGGGAAGCGAUUGUAUAUAGUGCGGGUAUAUAGUGCGAAAUUGAAGUAGAUGGCAAUAGACUGAUUAAUACGGUUGUKUUUGACAUUCAAUGUAUAGCCUAUGCAUGGGGACCGGAUUGCACAUUUAUAGCCAUAAAAACAUAGCCAUACAAUACGUUGCAAAGAAGCACAUUUUACCAAAUAACUCGACAUUUGGGUGUUCCCAAACGAGUCGCAACCGACGGACAUACGGGCAUCUUUAUUGGGCGCGUUGAAAGUAUUUAUCCAGAUCCAGAAAUGGCACAGCUAUUGUUUCUUAUAAUUCUGUAUGCUCUGCCAUCUCUUGUUGUGGCCAUGCAUAAUUCAACAACUGGAGGCUGUGCCAUCAUCCGUCCUCCCAGAGACGGAGGCAUCCGCUACAGAGGCCUGACACAAGAACAGAUCCGCAAUGUGCAGAUCCUACCAGUGGACUACGAGAUAGAGUACAUCUGCAGGGGGAACAGGGUCAUAGUGGGCCCUAAGGUCAGGAAGUGCCUUCCCAACGGCACAUGGACCGACAUCACACUGCACAGCAGAUGUUUGCUGCUGUGCCCUCGUGUGUGGACGUCCCUGGAGAAUGGGAGGGUGGCGCUGAAGCCCCCUGGGCCACCGGUGGAGGGCACCGUGCUGCACUACAGCUGCCAUGCUGGCUUCAUGCUGGAGGGCAGGAACAUCACACACUGCACCAAGCUGGGCAAAUGGGACUCACCCAAACCUGUCUGCCUCUAUGACAGAAACUACAAAGGCAAGAAGAAACUCUACAUCGGAGCUCUCUUCCCCAUGAGCGGCGGUUGGCCGGGCGGCCAAGCAUGUCUCCCCUCUGCGCAGAUGGCUUUGGAUCUGGUGAACAACCGGACGGAUAUUCUGCCGGAUUACGAACUGGAGUUGAUAUACUAUGACAGUAUGUGUGACCCGGGUGAGUCCACCAAGUUGCUCUAUGAUCUGCUCUACACAGAGCCCAUCAAGACUGUCCUGAUGCCCGGCUGCAGCUCCGUAUCCACACUGGUAGCAGAGGCUGCUCGCAUGUGGAACCUCAUAGUGUUGUCCUAUGGCUCCAGCUCUCCAGCCUUGUCCAACAGGAACCGUUUCCCCACCUUCUUCCGCACCCACCCCUCGGCCACCCUCCACAACCCCACCAGGGUACGCCUCUUCCAGAAGUGGAAGUGGACCAAGAUCGCUACCAUCCAGCAGACCACAGAGGUCUUCACUUCGACUCUGGAUGAUCUGGAGCAGAGGGUGAAGGAGGCUGGGAUUGAGAUCAGUGUGAGACAGAGCUUCCUCACCGACCCGGCUGUCGCUGUCAAGAACCUCAAGCGUCAGGAUGCCAGAAUAAUUGUGGGGCUCUUCUAUGAGACGGAAGCCAGGAAAGUGUUUUGCGAGGUAUUUAAGGAGAAACUGUAUGGGAAGAAAUAUGUCUGGUUUCUGAUUGGCUGGUAUGCUGAUAACUGGUUCAAGAUCAAAGACCCGUCCAUCAACUGCACCAUCGAGAACAUGACAGAGGCGGUGGAGGGCCACGUUACCACGGAGAUCGUCAUGCUCAACCCCGAGACCGUCCGCGGAGCCUCCAACCUGACCUCACAGGAGUUCCUGGGGGCGUUGAUGAACCGGCUGGGGGGUAAGAACCCGGAAGAGACGGGGGGCUUCCAGGAGGCCCCUCUGGCCUACGACGCUGUCUGGGCCCUGGCCCUGGCCCUCAACAAGACUGUGGCCCCUCUGAAGGCCAAAGGUCGCAGGCUGGAAGACUUCAACUAUAACAACCAUGACAUCACAGCAGAGAUCUACCGCGCCCUCAACACCAGCUCAUUUGAAGGCGUGUCUGGUCAUGUGGUGUUUGAUGCCCAGGGUUCCAGGAUGGCUAUGACCCUUAUUGAGCAACUGCAAGGAGGCAGUUAUAAGAAGAUUGGAUACUACGACAGCUCUCAGAAGAAUCUCUCCUGGUUCGGCAACGAUGUGUGGAUAGGUGCCGGGCCCCCGGCUGACUCGACAAUAGUCAUUGAGGAGUUUAGGUACCUCUCUCAGAAGCUGUUUGCUGCUGUGUCUGUCUUCGCUGGCCUGGGCAUCCUGCUGGGCAUCGUCUGUCUGACCUUCAACAUCUACAACAGCAACGUGCGGUACAUCCAGAACUCCCAGCCCUACCUGAACAACAUGACGGCAGUGGGCUGUAUGAUGGCCCUGGCUGCUGUGUUUCCCCUGGGGAUYGACGGACACCACAUCCACAGGUCCCAGUUCCCUGUGGUCUGUCAGUUCCGUCUGUGGCUGCUCGGCCUGGGCUUCAGUCUGGCCUAUGGCAGCAUGUUCACCAAGAUUUGGUGGGUACACAAUCUCUUCACAAAGAAGGAGGAGAAGAAGGAGAAGAGGAAGCACCUGGAGCCAUGGAAACUCUAUGCAACAGUUGGAGUGUUACUAGCCAUAGACGUCCUGUCACUCAUGAUUUGGCAGAUUGUGGAUCCAUUACACAUCACAGUGGAGGUACAGUGACACUGUCAUAUCGGUCGUACCCCUGGACUUUUUCCUAAUGUUGUUGUGUUACAGGCUGGAUUCAAAAUAGAUUUUUUGUCAAUAC